AUGGAUGAGGAUUUUCUACUUGCUAUUCAACUGCAAGAGCAGUUUGACAACGAAUAUGAGACUACGCUGUUGUCAACAAACGGCUUUGAAGAAAACCACCUCGGAAGCAGCAGUAAGAAACGAAAGGUGGAGGUAAACGGGGGAGAUAGCGAUAUUAUCCCAGUCUGGAAUCGGACCCCCAACCCCCAGCGACCCCUGAGCAUCGUGGAUGAAUCCUGGGAGAUUCUGGACCCCAGCCCAGAUGUUAGGGCCAUGUUUCUGGAGUUCAACGACACGUUUUUCUGGGGGAAACUUAGUGGAGUGGAGGUUAAGUGGAGCCCCAGGAUGACACUGUGUGCCGGUGUGUGUUCUUAUGAAGGCCGCGGUGGGUUGUGUUCGAUCCGACUCAGCGAGCCGCUGCUGAAGCUUCGACCAAGAAAAGACCUGGUGGAGGCGAGUUUUGGAGUCCAAUCUUGUGUUACCCUCCUCCACGAAAUGAUCCACGCGCUCCUGUUUGUGACCCAGAACAACCGGGACCGGGACGGCCACGGGCCCGAGUUCUGCAAACACAUGAACAGGAUCAACCAGGCCAGCGGGACCAAGAUAACGGUAGGUGGACACUCCUCCAUAUAG
This is a messenger RNA of Menidia menidia (Atlantic silverside), 612 nucleotides long. The record is from the annotation of a GenBank genome assembly. NCBI's taxonomy places the organism in Eukaryota, Metazoa, Chordata, Actinopteri, Atheriniformes, Atherinopsidae.